Messenger RNA from Vanessa atalanta (red admiral), 4881 nucleotides. RefSeq lists its product as uncharacterized. The record is from RefSeq and is a predicted model, not a curated record. Bases 432 to 2954 code for a protein of 840 amino acids. The transcript is spliced from 5 exons. Gene Ontology annotation, molecular function: protein binding. Lineage: Eukaryota; Metazoa; Arthropoda; Insecta; Lepidoptera; Nymphalidae.
GGAUGCUAUGUGGGAUUAUCGUGUCGUUUUUAAGCGUUCUUAAAACUUUUGUUUCAUCGAAAACAUUGUAUAUAUAUUAUUGAAACGACUUGAAAUUCGAAAUAAUUAUUAGUUAACAGUGUUGAAGUGUGUUAUGUAAGUUUGUGUAGGUAUUUUAAAGUGUAACAUAGUGCAUUCUUUGAUGAUUCAUCUGUGAACAAGAAAUUCAGUUUGUGUCAUAGUUGUACAUAUAUUUUAAAUCUUAAGUUAUGUGUACACCUUAUAAGGAAUAUGUUUUGUGAUUGGUUUGGCUGAUUUUUCGACUUAACUAAAUCCAGUUUGCUGUGAAAUAAGGUGUCUAUCCAGCCCAUGUCUGCACUAUAAAUAAUUAAUAUGAGAAGCGUUUGCAGUUAUCCUGUUUCGUGGUACAUUUAAGAAUUCCGAGAUACAAAAUGGAGAUCCGAACGCUUUACUACAUAGUAGCCUUCAGCCUGGGGCUAUCGUUAGUCACUGCAGAUUUCACUGCAAACUGUCCACAAGAAUGCAAAUGUGUCUGGGCGAGCGGAAACAAGCAAGCUGACUGUUCACACUCAAACUUUCAUGACAUACCGAAAACAUUAAGCACAGAGAUACAGAUACUAGACCUAACUAAUAAUGAGCUGUACGAAAUCACGAGGCACGCUUUCGAAGAUGUCCGAUUAAUAAAUCUAAAGAAACUUAUAUUAAAAGAAUGCAAGUUAAUAACGAUACAUAAAAAUGGACUGAGCGGUCUCGCGAUCAUGAUUGAAUUAGACUUAUCGAAAAACGACCUUAAAACGUUACACGCGGAAACGUUUAAGGAAACAUCGAAAAUAAGGUGGAUCUUGCUCAAUGAUAAUCAAAUCGAGAAGUUAGAAAAUGGCCUAUUUAAUAAUUUACCGUUCCUACAAAAAGUCGAUUUAAGCAACAACCAUCUAGUACAAAUAGGCGUUAAGACCUUUAUGAAUGUGCCAAAGCUUAAUAUCCUACGAUUGGAUGGUAAUAAAUUAGAACACCUUAAAAUAGAUACGCUGAGCGCUUUAACGUCAUUAUCUAACCUCGACGUUCACGAUAAUCCCUGGAAAUGUGAUUGCUACUUGCAACCUUUCAGAAAUUGGGUCAUUAGCAAAAACUUCUACACGUCACCGAUAUCAUGUAGCGAACCGGCCAAAGUAAAUGGAAAAUUAUGGAAGGAGCUAGAUUCUAGCGAUUUUGCUUGCAGGCCAAGUAUAAUUUAUCCUUCGACAAAAACAACGUUGCGGUCGUCUGAUACAAAUGUAACUCUUUCUUGCCAAGUUGAUGGCAAUCCUUUGCCAGAAGUGAAUUGGGUGUUAAAUGCUCAAAUAAUUGAUGGCACGUACAGAUAUCAAGGAGAAAUUAAAUAUUUUGUGACGCAGAGUAAUUCAGAAAAUAGUAAAUGGGUAAACCUGACUAUCUUCGAUGCUGGCAGUUCUGAUAAUGGAGAGUAUUUAUGUGUAGCCAAAAAUGCUGGUGGCGUUGAAGAAAGGAGUCUGACUUUGGCUAUAGCUCAUGCUCCUCCCGGAAUCGUUGCACCUCCAGGAAUGGAUAACAGCAUGUUACCAGUUUUAAUUGGAAUAUCCUGCACUGCAGCAAUAUUGCUUAUCAUUUUAGUUAUUCUCUGCUAUUAUUGCUGUCGUAGACGUGGUUCAGAGAAAAAGAACGAUAACGUUAAUGGCGAGGCCCUAAUUGAAGGUUCGGUUAUACCAGAAAUGGAGAAAAGUCUGAUCACAGCCGUUAAUCCAGUUACAAAGCCACCUAGAAGAUACGACGCUCCUCUAUCGAUCUCCAGCGCUACUGAAAUGUCGGAACUAAAUAAGACAUUACUUGAUAACGAUUCUGUUUUCGCUCACAACGAUGACGAAAAGAGAUCGCUAGACUUCGAUCAACACACGAAAAGAUCACAAGAUGCUCUGAACGUUGAAUACGGUCGUACUGACGGACGCGCGUAUCCGCCAGAUCUCCUAUCGUUCCCAGCGAGAGCCGCGCAAAUUUCUCCUGCAGCGAGCAACGCUUCUACUGUUCCAGACACAAGUAGACUACAAAUAAACCCAGUUAGCCCAAUCCACUCACCUAUUUACGGGAUGACCACCAAUCAAAAUCUCUUCAGAACUUUACCGUAUUCCCGAUCACAAUCUCCAUUUACUGCGCCAAUUACACCGCCAGUGGUAACACCAAGGCAAGGAUAUGUUACAAUACCAAGAAGACCUAGGGUACCAUCCUGGUCAAGCACAGCCAGUACACAAAUACUCCCUAGCGCUGAAGCACAAGAACCACUAUAUGAUAAUCUGGGUCUAAGAACAACUGCAGACGGAAGCUCUGUAUUGUCAUUAAAUAAAGCGGGAUUAGAACAGCAAUUUUCACCGAUGAGAAAUAGACCUCUACCAGCUACACCUACUGUUUAUCCUAAUCCACACCCUCCGGUUUACUACGCUCCUAUAGAAGAACAAGAACCAGCUCCUUCACCUGUACCACCUCCAUUUACUCCCACUCGAAACAGCAUCAGUUCACAAAUAUCUAACCAACUCUCCACACCAGGUCCACAAGAACCAGUGAACCAAAGAAUGAGUUGGACAGCAAAAAACACAUCUACACCGCAAACUGAGCCUAGAAAGCAGUUAGUCAACAUGAUGGAUAACAGGAAUGCCGAUGCUCAGUCGCAAAUUUCCGACAACAGUACACUUAGUCGUAAGGGUAAACCAGAAACAGGUUCACUAAGAAGAAAUCCAAGAUCGGAAAAAGAUGAGAUUGGUUCACCGUCUAGAGAAGAUCCACGUAAAAACGAAAGCAAUGUGUCAUUGAAUCAAUCCAGCACUAUGGGAAGAAGUGGUAAAAUCCCCCCUAGACCACCGCCGAAACCUAAGAAAAAACCUAGUACCGAAGUGAACCCUAACGAACCCUUGUUCGAAGACGAAGGCGAAGACGGCACAGAAGUGUAGUAAACUCGAGAUUGACUGAAAAAAAAGUGCCAACGAGCUUUUAGUGAUACGUCACAGUGAAGUGAUAUCAGUGAACGAUUUAAAGUGCAAUCGGAUCAUUAUUUUGCGGUGCUCGUGUAAAUAUCUUGUGCUAGAUUUUUUACUGAUGCGUACAAUUGCAUUAUGGACCAUUUCGCGUUGACGUCAUAGAUAGCGUUGAAGCCCUGAAUAAGUUAUAACGUUGCGAACUAUUAUACACAUACGUUAUAUUUUAAGUAUUUAUUAUGUGUGGUUAUAAUUUUAAGAAAAUGAAACGGUAGCUUUUCGAUUCGCUUGCCAUUAGUAGGGGCGUCUGUUCAUCGACUUUCAAGACUGAUUAUCCUAAAUUAAUUCUCGCAUUCGACAUUCCUGUUUCGUAUUGAUUCCACAUUAUACCUUUAUAUCGAGCAAUUUCGAAUGAGAUCUCAUUGAAAUUAAAAUCUAAUGGGAAGACGGAACGGAUUAGCUUUUCAACUGUUGAUUGUGUCAAUAGUUUCCAAAAGCGUUUAUAAUCCUUCGCUCGUUCCAGAUAAAGCACGCGUACUCGAAGCGUCCAAAAUUAGAGUUUCCCUUAUUAGUUCAAAAAUCUUUUUUAUGGCGACAUUUUUCGAUCAUUUCCAAAUGUGUGGAUUUUAUAUUUCACUUACACAUACAUUCAUACUUCUGAAAUAUUUAACUUAACUUCUAAGUUAAUAUAAUUUUAGUUGUUAGCUCUUUUUAAGACUGUGUAUUUUAUCAACAAAUAUUUAACUGUUCACGUCAAAUGUCUUAAGUUAAAAUGACAUUUUUUUAAAACAAUCGACAAACAUAAAAAAAAUGUAUUUUCAGCUUAAAUGUAAUCAAAUUUUUAAAAAACGUUUUAAUUUUUGUAAAUAGAGGUAAUCGAUUGUGUAAAAAGUAUUUCAAUCAUGCAAAAUUAAUUUCUUAAAUUAAUCUCCUCAAAUGUCAAUCUACCUCUUAAAAUUUUAAUUUAAACUUUGUUUGAUUUAAACCAUUCCAAUCAGUGAUUACGUAUCCAGUAGCUUUGAACAAAUUAUUUUAAAACCGAUUAGAAAAUAUAGUUCCUCGAGCGAAGUUUUUGAUACGAGUCGAUUUGCACCAACUUCAAUUAUCGAAAUCCUUAGAAAAAGUUCUUAUAUUGUAAAUAUACAUACCAUAUAUUCAACCAUGAAUUCAUCAUUAUACAUCUUUAGACGUAACCGAAAAAAAAUAUUUCGUGUUAUACAUGGUGCGUAAAAGUAUAUUUAUGGUAAAGUUCGUGUGAAUAAACAUCAAAGAAUGUUAUAGCACUUUUGUAUUUAACUGUACCGUGGUGCAUAUCGACGUCACGUUAUGACAUUAGUAUGUAUUUUAGUUACUGGUGCUUAUUUUUGUAAUGUUUUUUAAACUUAUUUAUUAUUUUUUUAAUUGAAUGUACUUUAUCGAUAGUGAUUACAUGUAUGUUUUAUUUUGUCAUAUUGUGCUUAGUGUUUAAGUGCUGAUUGUUUCGCACGAUAGUGACAUUAUACAGCGUGUAUUAAAAUAUUAUAAUCGUACAUGAAUAAAAAUGUUCAAUUCAUCCCGAUAGUGACUUUGGUAAUAGGAACGGUAAAUAAAACAAGUGAUUCAUACUGAUUUCAUACUUUAAAUGUAUUUUAUUGAUCAGUAUAUCGUUGCGAUUUUAAAACGUUUUAAAAUUCGUAUGAAUUAUUUAUGUAAAAUGGUUUUAUAUUUUAACCUUUUUAAUAAUUGCGUAUGAACUAUGUCAAGUAAAAAAUAACGAACCGUUUUAAUAUAUUUUCGAUGACUAAAAAUGUUUUCGUGGUCAAUUAUACUGUAUGUUUUUUUUUAGGACGAAGAGUACAACGUACGGUUUUCACAAUAUUUACUGUAAACUUUUGUUUUUAUAUAGAUGUAAGCGCUACAUGUA